This is a messenger RNA of Beauveria bassiana ARSEF 2860, 909 nucleotides long. RefSeq names its product NAD dependent epimerase/dehydratase. Lineage: Eukaryota; Fungi; Ascomycota; Sordariomycetes; Hypocreales; Cordycipitaceae. The transcript has 3 exons. The record is from RefSeq and is a predicted model, not a curated record. The coding region runs from base 1 to 909 and encodes 302 amino acids.
AUGUCCUUUUCGGCCCAGUACAAACCUCGGCCGUCCACCGACAUCUUUACCAAUGACACUGAUAUCAACCGUCAAAACUGCCGGCGCAUCGUGCCCAUGAGAGUCCUCAUCCUGGGACUAGGACGAACCGGUACUGCUUCUAUGCGCGCCGCCAUGAAGCGACUCGGUUACGUUGACACCUACCACAUGAUGAAUUGCUCCAUUGAGAAUCCCUCAGACGCUCUCAUGUGGAUGGACGCCUUGACAGCUAAAUACGACGGGAAGGGGCCCAAAUUCACACGCGCCGAGUGGGAUCAGCUUCUCGGUCACUGCCAGGCCGUCUGUGACUGGCCCAGCAUCGCCUUUGCCAAGGAACUCAUCGAGGCCUACCCGGAGGCCAAGGUUGUCCUCACAAACCGCGAUGUGCACUCGUGGCACGCCUCGACGAUGAAGACGGUUUACUGGCGCGUGACCGACCGGCAUCUUCGCUGGCUCUCCUACUUUGACUGGGCAGCCGGCCAGUACUACCCAAUGCUCAAGAAGUUCUUUGACACCUUCUUCGAGGGUGACUUUCCCAAUCGCGGCAAGGCAAUUUUUGAGCGCCAUUACGCCGAGGUGCGCAGCCUCGUACCCAAGGAGAAUUUGCUCGAGUUCCGUGUCACCGACGGCUGGGGGCCGCUUUGCGAGUUUCUCGACGUGGCCGUGCCCAAGGAGACGCCGUUUCCCAAUGUCAACGACAACGUCAACUUUGUUGCACGUUCCAAGGCCCGUAACUGGGCGCAGACGUACAAUGUUCUGGUUCGCCUUUUCAUCUGGGUCGUCCUGAGUCUCGUGACCCUGUUCGCCGUCUUGCGCUUCUUGAUGGCCAUAAAACUUGCACAUCAUCCCACGGUUGUCGAUCUGGGCAUGUUCUUCGGAGGUCCGCAUUAG